ACGGCUAUAUGGCUCUGUGGAGAAGGAGAUAGUGCUCCCAUCUAGCGUUCUUCGUAGGAAUGACAUAGAAUCCAGAAACAAACAUUUGUGUAGGUAAGCCUCGGGGCAUGUUGGGAAUUGAAGUCGUGGAAAGAGAGAAAGUUUACUUCCUCGUUGUAGUUGACAGGAAGAAAGAAGAGUCACGUCACGCCAGUAAAAAGUUUCUUCCUUGCUUUGAUUUGGCAUCAUAUGAAAAUAUAUUCGUCAGAUAAAGAUGUCCCUGCAUGAUUUGUCCAAAUCAGGAUCGAGGCCCAUCACAGCAGUGGCCUGGGCCUCCAACAGCAGCAACUGCCCUGGGCCCUUCCACACGAUCACCAUGACGGAGGAUGGGGCCAGCGGCUGCUUCAACAAAGGCUUCGGCAGGUCAGGGUACUUCCUGUGCUACAGCAAGGACCAGACUGGUGGCAUGGUUGUGUCCGACAUCCGGGUGAUUACCGACAGAGAGGCCAUUCCUCACGGAUACUGUUACAUCCCAGAGUUCAUGGAACCAAGGGCCUCAGUGUUGAAGAAAAAGCGUGUGUGUGCGCAGAUGGUUCCGGUGGACAGCGUCACCACUGCAGUGCUGGACAUCCGGUUGACGGCAAAGAGCAAAGGGAUGGUGCAGCAUUACACCUGCCUUGGGGACGUGCACGGCUUCGUGGUGUGGUGCAGGAAGGGUGCGUUCUCGGGGCCCACCCCCCAGGCCAAGCCACGCAGCGUCAGUCUGGACCUGCGGAAGCUCUCCCUGGAGGGGACCGCCCCUCCACAGCCACUACGGCCCUGCAACCCCCCUGCAGCGCCACCACGCCUCAGCGGCCGGCGCAGCAAGCUGGAGGAGAACAGUGUCGGAGAAAGUGACAGCAGCAACAACAUCUACGGCAUCACAGCCAUCGAUGGAGUUCCUUUUGCUCUGCAUCCAAGAUUUGAGGCCCAGUCCAACGGCAAGGUGCCGACGAACUCCUUAAAUAACAUGCGUAUCAAGUCUAUCCAAGACAUUGAGAAUGAGUACAACUACACAUUCUCUGUGGAGGAGCAGGCUGCCAAGCGCCUCACCCCCUCAGCUGCGGCCUCCUCAUAGAGACGCUUCCGUCGCUGCCGCCACCCCCCCCCCCCUUGAGGAUCCGUCCUCACGCCUUCACCUGCCAAUGGCCCAAUGGCUUCAUAUCUCUCUGUCUUUCUUUCUCUCUCUCUCUCUCAUUCAUUCACUCACUCACACACACACACACACACACACACACUCACACACUAUCUCAACUGCAUGUCAAACAGACACAGGUGACCCAUAUAUUUUACGUUAACACUUAUCCAUUGUUUCUGACUAAACAUUGUUUACAGUUAUCUGUGUAUGGGCAAGUUGAGGACUGACUGAACCCUGUCUCUGACUGAAUCUAGAGCCAUCUACACAGUUAACAAUCCCAAGCAGCUACAUUUUUUCAUGUCCUAGUAGCUGCUAAGCCUGCAACAGAUAAUCAUGCUGUCUUACUCUUACCCUACUGACACUGUUAAGAAUAAAUUGUGUGUGUGUGUGUGUGCGUGUGUGUGUGCGCGCACCUAUGUGUGUGUGCGCCUGUGUGUGUGUGUGUGUGUGUGUGUGUGUGUGUGUGCGCGCACCUCUGUGUGUGUGUGUGUGUGUGUGUGUGUGUGUGUGUGUGUGUUUGUGUGUAAGUAGAGGCUUGCCCAUUUCUCUGGUCUGGUAAAGCUUGCUGUGACUAUGAUGUUUAUCUGAACUGAUUGGCUGGAAAGGAGAGAAGUAGCAGAUUAUGUGGCACAUUUGAGGUGGUAAUUGAUGCGUGUCACACUCUGUCCAGACACAUUUAGAGUAAAUAGAAGUUCCUGUUCUAUUUUAAUAUAGUACCAACAGAGUAAUGGAGUGGAAAUAUCCCAUUUGUGCCACAUUCUAGAAUUGUCUAGAAUUCCAGAGUCCAGUCUUGAUUCAGUGACAGUCUUAAAGCUGGUAGAGAGAUUCGGUCUCCCUAUCACUGACUUUCCAUCAAAAUUCUUGAAAUGGUUUUAGACCCCCUUUAAAGGGCUAUUGAGUUUGCAUGUUGUUUAGAGAUAAACAAAGGUGAAUCUGCGCAGUGCCGUUGGCUAUCAUUAAAUUGGCAAUGCAUAGGCUCCAAAAUAUAAUAAUUUGCAUAUAGCGAAAUGUGCAUCUUGACCACAUUUUAGUCUAAUUUGUCUGAUUGUGAGUCAUAUGGCUGGCUUCAUCCUGCACACAUACGAGCUACAUUGAAAGCUGUCUGUUGUGUGUUGCCGGCUGUUUUUAUUUUCCUUAGAUGAUGCACUUUUUCCUCUUUAAAUGAUGUGACCGCUGUCGCCUUACCUAGCCAGCUUGGCCUACAUGACUUUGCUGCUGGUACCAGCACACAGAGUUUGAAUUACUUUGUUUCUCCUCAUCAUUUAAUCGUUUGUGCAAAAUAUUGCAAUUGUCAGUGGUGAUGGGAUGUAUAACUGACAUGAAACUGUUUUUGUUUUUUUACACUCUUGAAAUGAAUCUUAAUUAUAUUGUGUCAUGUUUGUAUGGACCAUGUAAUUCUCUGCUUAUUAUAUUUAAAUGUUGUUGUUGUUGUUUUUUAUGUCUGGGACCAAAAAUUUGAAACGGGACAUUGUCUUUAUUAUAUAUUACUAUAUUUUAGUGAAGGAUGUAUGUAAACUACAGGAAUGUGCUGAUCAUCUUGAAUUACUUUUUUCUAUAUCCCCGCUUUCUUUCUGUUUUAACUUUUUUUUCUAAAUAAAGACCUUUAAAGAAAAAGCAA
This is a messenger RNA of Alosa alosa (allis shad), 2774 nucleotides long. It is a transcript of the gene mvb12a, whose product is annotated as multivesicular body subunit 12A. Bases 254 to 1096 code for a protein of 280 amino acids. Gene Ontology annotation, biological process: regulation of epidermal growth factor receptor signaling pathway; virus maturation; receptor catabolic process. The transcript has 10 exons. Gene Ontology annotation, cellular component: cytosol; ESCRT I complex. Lineage: Eukaryota; Metazoa; Chordata; Actinopteri; Clupeiformes; Clupeidae. The record is from RefSeq and is a predicted model, not a curated record.